Amoebophrya sp. A120 is the source of this 1963-nucleotide messenger RNA. The record is from the annotation of a GenBank genome assembly. NCBI's taxonomy places the organism in Eukaryota, Dinophyceae, Syndiniales, Amoebophryaceae.
GAUAAGUGUUGCCGCGUGCGGCUGCUGACCGAUAACUUUAAUUCUUCAUUCAGCGACGAUCAACUUCAGUGGAUAACAUUGCGACGCGUUAUUCUUGUAUGUCGUCCGAGGCAGCUUGAUAUUGAUUUCUUGAUCAUCUCUCUCACAUUCCAUUGUCAUAGUUCCAAAUAACUAACAAAGACAAAGGACUGCCUUGAUCGAAAUCUAUGGCGAGACAUCACCACAGGUGCAGCAACAGGAUCAGCAAAAACAACGAGCAGCAGCAAUACAUCUUCAACUCUCUCCUUUCAGGCAAACAACAAUAACGAAAGACUACCAAUCCAUGCAAUCGUGAGACUUAGAGGACGGAAGAGGAUAAUCUAAGGGGACUACCUCGAAUAGAUUUACAUCAUCAACUAACAAAGACGAGCUGCUUGCAUUUCUUGUGUCAUCUCUGUGUGUCCCUUGAUAGCAUCUGAAAUUGAUAAACGCAAAAAGAAAAAGGAUGGCAAGUGUUGACCAAGUUGUAUCAAAGGAAAAAAGUUCGUCGUUAUCAUUCAUUUAAGAUGGGACUUCCAUCCCAGUGUUUCUGCAAUCCAAUGCCAAGGUAUGAAAAGUUGUGGUGGACAGUUUAUCAUGCAAAGCCUGAAACUUAGUGACUGGAAGUGACAGACUGUGAUUGUGACAAGCUUUUUUCUCUGCAUCAGUUGCGAUGAAAUUAUAUUGCGACAUCACGCUACCAAAUACAAAUAUGUCUGGGUCUGGAAGAAAGCAAAUUGAUAUUUGUCAUGCAAUUUUUGGAUCUGGAAGAUGCCGAGCAUGGCAAGUUCUGCGGAACAGACUUUUCCAUACCUAGCCUGCGUGAGAGGUGCGAGCGCUGGCGUUUCAAGACAAAAACGUGCAUCUUCUGCUGAAUUUGACUACGUCGCAACCCAGUUUUUAUUGCCCGAUCAUGACCUAGAAUCAACAUCGCAAGUUUGCAUUUGCAUUUGCUGACCCAGACGUAUUAAUUUGCAAUGCAUAGACGCACGACAGUGCGCGUUGUGCAACAAUAAAACAGUUGGAGUAUUGGGAGUUGAAGGACAUGCUCCAAGAAGAAUUCGGGGAAGCAGGGAUUACUUUUGUUGGGAAAAAGCUCGGGAGAUCGUGGUAUAGAUAUAGUUUUUUGGAUUCCUGUUCGUUGUUGUUUUAGUUUUCUAGUUCGCGGAGAGGUUGUUGCCUGAAGAUUGUGACUAAUUGCUAGCGCCUCAUUUAUGAGUACGCUGCCCCCCCUGGUCGCGUUGAACUCUGCUCGGGGUGCGGCUUGAGGUUUUCCUUAAAACCCAAUGUCUUCACGUACAACAAGCAGAAAUGAGGCGCGGCCGGGCAGCCUUACAUUAACAUUAGUGCUUCCAUUUUCCAAACCUUUUUCAAAAUGUAAUUUCAAACUUCAAAAGCUUCACGUUGGAAGUGAACACGAGAUGGCUGAUAUGAAUUCGAAAGCAGUUAUCGUGACUACAAGUUUUCUAGCAACGUACUUCUAUUUCGGCUUUAUCGCUGGCAACAGCUUGCGGGCAGUAGCCUGUGUUUGAUGCAAGAUGUUAUUGUUAAGGCCACAGCAUAGAAGAAGACAGCUCGUCUCUCCAGCAUCUGUCAUGCGUUGAUUUAUUUCUUCACAUCCUGUUCCUAGCAAUGAAGACGCGGGAAGAUGAUCUUCAGCAACUGCUUUCGGUUUCAUGCCCGACCCUGAUGGAAGUCGGUGGCUAUCUGCAAUCGCGGUGGGGCGUGAUGGUGCGGCGGGCGGUAGGAGGGUAUGCGUACUAGGAUGAUGAUGAUGACGCGGCGGGCCAUUGGUUUCGUGGAAAAUUCUGCGGGGCCCUUUGGCCGGUCGUCCGCUCUGUGCAUGCUCGUGACUUCUCGAAUUUGGCCCCCGGGCUUUGGUUUCGCAAGGAUGUGCAAGAAGUUGGCGACUUUGAGGAAGUUCCGCGGCUGCCGCGAAGUGAAG